Molecule: messenger RNA, 1884 nt
Organism: Leptopilina boulardi
Lineage: Eukaryota; Metazoa; Arthropoda; Insecta; Hymenoptera; Figitidae
Product: agrin
Exons: 9
Coding region: 307-1794 (495 amino acids)
Biological process (GO): multicellular organism development; cell differentiation
Molecular function (GO): protein binding
Source: RefSeq, a predicted model, not a curated record
CCAGCGACAGUUGUUCGUGGACCUCGAAGGACGAAAGAGGUCGAAGAGGGCAUUUCCGCCUCCUCCUCCUCUCCUCCUCCUUUAUUAAUACUCUCUCUAUAUCUAUCUUUCUCUUUCUAUUUAUCUUUUUUUUUCUCUCUUUUUUUUCCUUUCUGUCUUAACUUUUUUUUUUUCACUUGGUCACGUUCUACGUUCGGUUGGCACACUACAACAGUCAGUCGUGCGGCGCUCGCGAGAUCACGAAAAAAAAAAAAAAAAUUUUUUUUUGUAAUUGUGUGCCCAGAUUUGAAUACUGAAGGUCGAAGGAUGCGACGUUAUCACCUCUUAGGGAUUUUUCUGCUCUGCUGUCUUCGAGAGUACGUAGCUGGCGCGUGUCCUCGGAUUUGUCCGCCUGGUGGUGAACCGGUAUGUGGAAACGACGGUGUCAUCUACGCAUCGCAAUGCGAAAUGAGGAAGAAGAUGUGCGGAAAAGGUGUCACGUUGGCGACAGAAAAAACGGCAUGUCUAAGAUCGACAGGUAGCAAAUGUGAGCAUCGUUGUCCAAAUGAUCAGGAUCCAGUUUGUGGAACGGAUGGACGAACUUAUCUCAAUAAAUGCAUGUUGAGAGUGGAAAUUUGUCGAGUGGGAAUUGAACUCUCUCAUCUUGGACCAUGUAAUAAUAUUUCAGCACAUAGGGAGAAUUGUCCAGUUUCCUGUGAAUUUGCUCCUGUAGAUGGACCAGUUUGCGGAAGCGAUGGAAAUGUCUACAAAUCCACCUGUCAAAUGAAGCUGCUCACCUGCGGACAGGGCGUGGUACGAACGAAUAAGAAACAUUGUCAGACAACGAGGCAUUGCCGAGAAUCAUGCUGGCGAGGCGCCAAACCAGCCUGUGGAAGUGAUGGGAUUCUUUACUCAAACACUUGUAAAAUGAGGGCAAAGAACUGCGGAAAACAUGUAUUCGAAGUACCUAUGUCUUUCUGUGUGUCUCGGGAAAGAACUUCAGGAAGUGCAGCAACAGCUUGUCCUAUCGAUUGUAAAAAUGAAGCAGAAGUGUCUGUUUGCGGAUCAGACGGUCUUAUCUAUCGAAACGAAUGUGAAAUGCAGAUGCUUAAUUGCGGGCAAGCUAGAAGAAAAGUGAGCGUUGUUGAUUUCGAUAAGUGUAAAAAUCGUGUUACAAAGUGCAUGAAGCAACAAUCACGAUGUUCGAAUGAAGUAGAUCCGGUUUGCGGAAGCGACGCAAACACCUACUCAAAUCAGUGUCUUCUUAACGUUGCAUCUUGUCUAAAAGGAAUUCAAUUGGCGCAUGUUGGACAAUGUACGACCUUGAAAGAAACAGAACAGUGCCCUGAAGAUUGCAAUAAUGUGUCAGAAGAACCAGUUUGUGGAAGCGAUGGAAAUGUUUAUCGAUCCUUAUGUCAUCUACAGCGUGAGACUUGUGGUCAAAGAGUGGUUCAAGUUCCUGCUCAACAUUGCCGCACCACUGCUCUUUGUAACCAAAUCUGCAACGGGGAACGACAGUUUGCUUGCGGUUCCGACAAUAAAUUGUACCGCAAUGAAUGUGAGAUGAAAAGGGACAAUUGCGGGAAACACGUGUAUGUGGUGCCAAUACAGAGAUGCCUGCAAGGCUUCAUGUUUAGAGGAUGUCAAAAGAUUUGUCCAUCGUUUUAUGAUCCUGUUUGCGGAACAGACGACAAAACCUACAGCAAUGAAUGUUUACUUGAAAUUGAAACUUGUCGCACUAGAAAUCAUGUAACAAAGAAAUAUCUUGGAGUUUGCGGUCAGCCAAUUGAGGAGCCAAAAAAUUAUUUGUAUUAGAUUCGCCUGACUGAUUCUAAUAUCGUCUAAAAAGUUGUUUUGACCCACUCUGAAGCAACUUGAUUAAAAAAAAAAAAAAAAAAAAGAAAA